Capronia coronata CBS 617.96 is the source of this 1629-nucleotide messenger RNA. RefSeq lists its product as uncharacterized. The transcript has a single exon. NCBI's taxonomy places the organism in Eukaryota, Fungi, Ascomycota, Eurotiomycetes, Chaetothyriales, Herpotrichiellaceae. Gene Ontology annotation, molecular function: protein binding. The record is from RefSeq and is a predicted model, not a curated record. Bases 1 to 1629 code for a protein of 542 amino acids.
AUGGAGGUGUCGGCUACCUCUCGCCCUCGAAUCCCUGAACUGCCCAACGAGGUCCUCCAGAACAUUUUUGACCAUAUCCGCCUCCAAGAACAUCUCAAGAAUGUCCGCCUGGCCUGCAAACUGUUUGCCAUGCUCGUAGAGCCUUGCCUGUUCCGCCGCAUGGUCUUGGUCCCCUAUAUCGACUGCCUCGAACCUUUUGCUCGAUUGAUGCGGGACAACCCAAUUGCCCGUCAUGUCAAGAGCAUCUGGUAUGACGUGAAAUGGAGAUACACCGCGGGGCUCCAUCCCUGUCGCUCGGUUCAGCAAACAUACGCGAUCAGAGACAAAAUGUCCGCUAAUGGUCUCCUAUCCCUCCGCGACGAAGGCUUGGAGAUAAUGCUGCUGUCAGAGUGUUGGAAAGUACUUCCCUCAUUACGACGAGUCUUUAUAGAAGAACUCCUACCUCGUGAGAUCGAUCCAGAUCGACGUAUGCCCGUGAUUGGCAUGAUACCGUCCUACCUUUCACGACUUUUCAGAGAUGCAGGUGCUGGCGAUCCUGACCUUGAGAGGGGUGCAAGUUUUCAUCCCCGCCACGAAUUUGUCCCGGCCUCCAAAGCGCUGUUACUGUCAUGUUACUCGGCCGGGACAAGACUCUCCGAGUUGGCCCUGUGCCAACUCGAUUCGUCUACCUUCCUGAGAGGUCCAGGCGCGAUCGGCGCUAUCAAAGAGCUUUCUAUGUACCAGACCGUCUUCGGCCAGCUCAAAGACUUGAGUCUAUCCUUUGAACAUUCCCCACAGUCAAUUCCCUCGUUAGUCGAGCGUCAAAAUUUUGCCCGCCUUGUCACUGCUGCUUCGAAGGUUCAAACCUUGUCCCUAACAGGCCCAGCCAAGCAAGGGGUCAACCUGCCCGAUUCUCAAGCUGGACAUUCCUGGCUAGCUUCUAUUGUCAGAGAUGGCGAGGGCAAGAUCAGCAACAAAGUCGUUUUCCCACAUCUUACUGUGUUGGAUCUCUCCUGCAUGCCCGGUCAAGAAGACGAGUUGAUUGCUUUGAUCAGCAACCACAGGAAUACCUUGAAACAUUUGACGAUGUCAGAUAUGAUGCUAGUCCCGGCGUCAUCCGACGGGCCUUCUCCCUGUUGGAUCCGUCUGUUCAAACAGAUUCGAUCCUACCAGAUCGAUGUGGAAUUGGAAGCCUUCUUCUCGAAUUCCCGCUCCCAAUUGUUGCGCGUUGGCUGGGAUCUCAGUCCUCCCGCCUCUUCGCUGAAGAGCAUGAUGCUGAAGUGGCUGCGUGGAGAAGGGAGUGAAGAAUGUCCUAUGCAGCGAGCCGCCGUCAAGUCCGACCUGAAAGGAGCCGACAUUGAGCCCAAGGAAGAGGAUUUCUUCGAGGGCGAUCGAACAAUCAGAAUGCUGCGGGUUCCUAUAUACCUUAAUGACGACCUUAGCGGCGACGACGACGACGACGACGACGACGACGAGAGCGACAGCUACGGCGACAUCAUGGACAGUGAGGACUCCUGGCCCGAAGAGUUCGACGAACGGUACGACGAUUUCGACGAGUUCGACCAAGAAGGAUAUUAUUACUACUCGGGAUUCCAUCAAGACUCAAUGCUUGAUGAGAUGCUUGACUCGCUUGGCGCUCCUGAAUAUUGA